AUGCUUGGCGUGCCGUCUUCAGACAGGCCGACGGACAGCGUCACUGCAAGCGAUCACUGCAGCGUGCAAAUCCGGGAACAGCCGGACCCGUGGGCAUCGCGCAUGGUCGUGACGACUGCCUUUCAUGCCGAAAAGCAGCCGUUUUCUACGCCAUGUGUCGCUUGA
This is a messenger RNA of Peronospora matthiolae, 165 nucleotides long. The record is from the annotation of a GenBank genome assembly. NCBI's taxonomy places the organism in Eukaryota, Oomycota, Peronosporomycetes, Peronosporales, Peronosporaceae.